Molecule: messenger RNA, 20627 nt
Organism: Phacochoerus africanus (Common warthog)
Lineage: Eukaryota; Metazoa; Chordata; Mammalia; Artiodactyla; Suidae
Product: fibrous sheath-interacting protein 2-like
Exons: 20
Coding region: 217-20559 (6780 amino acids)
Source: RefSeq, a predicted model, not a curated record
CCCUUUGGAGAGACGCUCUUUGAGGACGUCAGCACUCAAGCCUGGAACAUGGCCUUAUGACGGGGAUGACCUGAAAGACGCGUUACCCGGGCGACUACCGCCUUGGCCGCCCAGACGUAAUGAGGGCUUAGAGAGCAAAAGGCGAGCGUUAAGAGAAGACACGAAGACGGAUUGCUGCGCCCCAGCCCCCAGCCCCCUGGGGGCUGACGGGUGGCCAUGGAUCUGUACCUCGGCAACUGCUAUAAGAUUGCCCAAGCCGCCGCUAAGGCGGCCGCCAGCAGCCUAACUGCCGACAGGGAGCAGUGCGACUCCGGCUCGCACAAAGACCCCAUUCCGGAGGUCGGAGCCUCUCAUCUAUUGGAUCUUCCUCUGGGUGUUAAGCUGCCCGCUAUCCCUGGAAGUAAUAAUGUAUUCUAUACUACAAAUUUAAGUGAAAAGCUUUAUCAACCUUCUUAUGAUUUUAACCUGACUGAUCCUUAUUGUCGACUUUUGGAAACAAGCUAUAAAAGCCUGCAUGAUCCACAUUUAAAAGCAUACUAUGGACGAAAAGAUAUCCUGAGGAGAUUAAAGAAAGGUGGCUAUGUCACCAGCAAUAAUAAGGUGAUAUGUACCUUGAAGGAAUUGAAUAAGUACAGGCAGUAUCUGACAAGUUUAAAAUUAGACUUUGAAAGAAACUAUAUAAGAGAACAAAAAAUGAUUGAAAAACAAGCCAAUAAACUGUAUGAAACCAAGAGAUCCUAUGACAAUUAUGACAAUACACAGUUUCAAGACUGGCUGUUACAGGAAAGUACACAAACAACUCCAGACCAAGAGCUGUUAAUAAAGCAGAGAUAUUUAGCUAUGAUUGGUAGGGAAUUAAACAAGGUUGAGCACAUAGCAGAAAAGCAGAGAAAAUUCCGAAUAAAAGAAGAAGAGAGACGACAUCGGGACCACAUUAGAAGAAAACUUAGUCUCCGUAGACAGAUUGAGGAGGAGUGGAAAACAAAAGAAAUGUUACUUCUGUCAAAAAUUGGGGAAGAAGUAAAAAGAGAAGCAAGGGUUGAGGAACAACGUCGAAAAGUCAGAGAAGAAGCUCACCGGAAGAAACAAGCACUUCUAGAGAAAAAAAUCAGUUAUCAUUUACAAAAAAUGCAAAGGAAUGACCUUCAGAGAGAAGAAUUGGAAGGAAAUAUAUGUGAAAACAAGGAUCAAUAUGAUACAGAAGCUCCUUAUCCAAAGAUCAAGAAAACGACUAUUUCUGCCAGUCACCUGAAAUCACACCAAGGACAACAACGAUCAUCUCACCAUUUCAAUAGCUAUGUAAAAAUUCCUGAAAAAAAAUUAUCAACAUCAUUACCUUCUCAGCAGGAUAUACAGAGUAACACAACAGAACAAAAGAAAGAUAAAUUAAUGAUUAAGACAUCGCAUCCCACAAGUGAUGGAGAAAUUACAAGUACUUCACUUCAAACUCCAGGUGUUUCUGCAAACACAAAAAAUGCCUACAGACACUCUAUACAGGAUAUUUUGAAACGAGAGGCAAGUAACAUUUUUUUUGUUCCAGAUACAAACAGGACAAAUGAAGUAGUAACUUCUGAAGAACUGAACAACAUAAUUCAAAAUAUAAUGACCUGGGUUGUGGCUGCAGUGACCAGUGUAUUAUACCCAGCCAUCACAAAAUAUGAAGAAAGGUUGCGAAAUAUGACAUACCCAAUGCCUGAUGAUUCCACCUUGUCUUCUGAUAGUUCAAAUUGCUGUAGCACAUGCUGUGAAACAUUUCUAUAUGAAACAAGUAAGAUGGUUCAGGCAGAGCCCCAUGUAGAGGCAGCUGACAAGUCAAUAGGGCAACCAGUGGCACCUUUAAAAUCAUCUUCUGACCAUAAAGAAAGGACAAAUGUGGGGAAAACCUAUAAGAAAGUACACUUAGAAAAGAAACCUAAAACCUGCAAACCUAAAUAUAAGAUGACCUCUAAAUCUCCCAAGCCGAAAACCUGUAAAUCCAAUAGUAACCCUGUUGCACCAAUUGAAACAGGCACAGAGAAAUGUAAAGAUGCUACCACUGAAACAGAUGGCUUGGAAUGCCUACUGUCUUCUGAAGAAAAAGCAAAAGCUGUAAAUGAGAUGCAGGAGUUAAAUAAUCUUUUUGCUGAUUUUAAAUGUCACCUAAAAGAGGAAACUGAGUUGAUUUUAGGAAACAUUUUUCAUGAAAUGGUGUCUGAAUUAAAGCAGACCAUCCCCACCCUUUCCUCUGUUACGGCCAAAGCUUUGGCUGAUCAAACUGACACUGACAAAGGAGACUUGCUCUCCAAUGUUGAUAUCUCCUCAGCAGCUGCUGAAAUUAUAGAAAAUGUGCUUGAGAAGAUACAGUCUGCGGUUGAGAAAAAAUGUACUGAGGAAUUUUCACAGGAAAAUGUGUCAGUUCGCUUUAAAUCAAACUUAGUCAGUGGAGAACAUUUCAUUCCUCCAAAAGAAAAAACGUCAAAAGCUUCACUGCCUUAUGUAUUAGAGAACAUGAAUGAUAUUGCAGAGGAUAUAGUUCAUGUGAUCUUCGAAAAGCUGACAGCUCUUACAUCUUCUAAGCAAAGUGAACUUGCUCAUCUUGAAAUCACAACUGAACCAGUUUAUGAGCAACACAGGAAAGAUCCAACAUUUAUGUCUCUUCAAAGAGCCAGCAAAAGGAAAUCCAGUGCUGACCCUGGUGCUCCCAAUUUAAUUGCCAAAGAAGAAAUACAAAAUUUAGUGUCAAAUAUUUUUUCCCAGCCCUCUCUGGUCGGUUAUAUAGAGAAAGCAAUUAGCACUAUACUAGGUUAUAUACAAAUUGGACUUAAUAGUGAAAGGCUCAUUGCAACUGAAGAAGCAGUGAUCAUCCUUCAGCUACUUGAUGAUGUCUUGGCUCAACUACAUCAGAAACCAGUGAAAACAGAUGUUCAGAAGAGUGGGCAUGCCAGAAUGAGCAGUCCUUCUGGCACUGAAGAAAAGAACAGACUCAGCUGCACUGGAAUAGCCAAUGGUCCUCGGUAUGGGCACCUAUUUCCACCUAUUAAUGUUCCUGGCAUGGUCCUUUAUUCUGAAGAUGAAAAUGAAGAAGUAGACAGAAUUAUAGAGAGUGUACUGAUUUCAUCUAUCAAAGAUGAAAAAGCAAAAUUACAAGAACAGGUUCCUGAUCACUGGUUAACAAAGGAAAAUGCUGCUUUUAAAUACAAAAGAAAUAUGAACUUACCUACAAAGCCUGCUUAUCAAGACAAAGUAGCAUUUCAUGAUUGGGGAUUAAAUACUGACCUUCCAGCUUUUAAUAAUGAGGACAUUUUAAAGGAUAAGGCAGGUUUGAAUAAAGACAUUUUACUUUUCAGCCAAGAUGAAAUGCAUCAAAUACAAAAAGCCUCAGAAAAUAUAGUUACAAGUAUUAUAGAACAGACACUCAAAGAUCUCUCUUCUGGGCCCUCUGAUCACUUAGAUUAUAAAAAUUAUAGAGAGGCUUCACUUCUUAGCUCAGAAAAACCACAAGGUCUGUCAUAUCAAGAAUGGAUGGACCAGAUGUUCUCUGUGUCAGAAAUCCGUACAGUAGCUCAAGAAAUUGUGGAUGCUAUAUUAAAAAUACUUGACAUAGCUUCUACUCACAUUGUCGAACAUUCUGUAUCAGUACAUCAAACUUCUCCAGAUAAUGCUGAUGUACCAAAUAAAGAGCCAUUAGAAACAUGGUUUGAUAGUGGAAGGAAGGUGAAAUUUUUAUCUGCACUUGGUGUAGAUCCUACAAAACAUCCUUGGUUAGAACCUGAAGCAAGUGGAUCAACAUCUGAACCCAUGGAUCACAUUAAUGAUAAGAUCAUUCACACAAUUUUUAAGAUGUUGAACUCAUUUAUUUGUCCAAAAUUACAAAACUGCUUCAAAUCACAGAGCCAUGCUGCCCAUUCAAGGCGUGCACCAGACAAGAAAUCCUUUCAAUCUCACCUUAGUUCUUAUGCAAUUAAAGUGGUAAAAAUUGUUUUGGAUGCUAUCCAGAAAGAACUACAAUACAAUAAGAAAAAUCUAAAGCUUAAGAAGAGUGGCUCUCCUAAGAACUUUAGAGAUACAGGAUUUUUUGCUGACACUGAAAAGGAGUUAGACUCUGUUGUCACAAAACUAAAUAAUGACAUUAUGACAAGUUCAUUGGCAACUUGCAUUUGUGAGGUGUUAAGUGGAAACACAUAUAAAAGCAAUAUUUUACCCCCUGCAGAUAAGCUAAGGUCUAAAAUCUCAUACGGAACUGCUGGCAUUGAUCAACAGAAACCUUUGCCUUCUCAUUGUCCUCACCUGCAGGAGGACGUUCACAAAUGUUCCAGCUUGCAAGUGUUAGAUAGGAUUGGAGAUGCCUUAUAUGACAUGUUAUACAAGCUCUUAGGAGACCAUCUACAUUCUCCCCUAUCUGAAGAGCAUAAUACAGAGUGGAUCAAUGAGGAUUUGAGAACAACCAGUACACUGCAGUCCAAUAUUAAGCUUAUUUCUCAGACAAUUCUAGAAGGCAUCAUUACAAAACUAUGUGGUGUUGAGAUAGAUUGCAUUUUCAAAAAUCCAGAAUGUAAAGCUAUCUCAGAGUAUAUUGACACUGACAGUGUGUCAUUUGCUUUGCUUCUUGAAGAGAUGAGCAGAUGCUCUGACAUAAUCUCCAGCAUGGUGUCCAAUGUGACCUGGCCAGGUAGCCAAGAGGCGACUAACAACAAGGGGGAAACUGGUGCUCCCAAAACAAGAAUCACACAAGAAAAGCAUCCAAAUAAACUGAAAACCAUGGCUUCAGAUAUCCUUAAAAUGGUUUUUGCUAAAUUGGAAGGAUUUGCCAAUAGAAAUUUAGAAACCCUGUGCACUAUAAUCAGUGGAAAUAAAAAGAACAACAUGACAUACUGGGAAAGUGAAAAUGCCAACAUUUGUGCUAACACACAUGAAAAACGAUUGCAGUCGACUUUAUACACGCAUGCAAAGAAAGUGUCAAGUACUAUUCUGAAAGCUAUUCAAACUGAACUAAAUCCAAGCUUGUCAGAUUUGGAAACAUGUAGAAGCAAGCCACUACAAGAGAAACAAAUGCUUAAGAAUCUAGUCAAUUUGAUUUUAGAUGUGAUUUCUCCAGAUAUGUUUAAUGAAAUUGAACCAGAAGAGAGAGGCAUUGAGAAGUAUAGAUACAGGCCAAUCUAUGGAAAUUUUCUUCCUGGGGGAGCAGACCCAGAGUCACAUCUGGAAGAUCCUGCAGAUACAGGGAAAGAAUGUGCUGCAGAGCAAAGCCCAACAGAAGAAGAAACCAAAUCAGAUUUUCUUAAUCAAAGGGAACUAGAAAGAACAUUAAAGAAAUUUGAAGUAGAACUCAAAGAGCCACAAAAGUCCCCAGUUGUGCCCAUUAUAAGAAAUAUUUUGAAUGAAAUUUUUCAGAGUCACUUAAUUGAUCAACUAAAUGUGCUUCCUCUUCCCCAGUCCCAUUUAUGUGACAUUUCUCAUGCUGGUGAUGAGCCAAUUGCUCAAACAGCUACUAAGUCCCUGGAUAAGACAAUGGGCCCUUUAGUGUCUGAAGCAGAUGUAACCUUUGUUGCAGAUAAUGUUGUUAGAACCAUAUUUCAAAAACUUUAUUCUGCUGCCGUGACAGAUAGAAAUGAAAAGGAAAAUAGGUAUAAUGCUCUCACCUUUCCAGCAAAUAUCUCCUUUCCUGAACAUACCAGUGGAGGAAAGGCCCCUGUUUGUUCUGCCACACUGGACAGAAAUCCAUGCACACCUCAGUCCAUGUUCAAUAUUGAUAAACUGACAAAAACAAAUGUACUUGAAGAUAUUAUACAGUCAGUAUUUAAAAAUUUAGAAACAUUUGCUAAAUCCAAAGUAAAAGCUCUCUUUUAUCCUCAUAUCAGUUUCACAGUCCCAAUGGUUUUACCUUUACAGCAGGAUGAGACUGCUUUAAGCCAACCAUGGUUAUUAACCAAAGAUUCAUAUCCUGAUGACCAAUUCUCCUGUUCCUUAGUGGAUCAUAAUAAAUUGGGAAAGACUACCUCAAUAUGUCAACUGAGUGCCUCUAAAUUAAAUAGAUAUGCAACAGAAGUGGCUAGACAAAUUUUACAAGGAAUCAAGCAAAAGUUAGAUAAAGAAGUAAGUCCAUUCUUAACUCAUAAUGUGGUUUCUGAAAGUAUUCCAAGUCAGAUUGUUAAUACAAUGUUAGAUAUUAUAUCUACUAAAGGCAAAUAUGAAAAAAAUAUAUUUGACAGAAAGACUGAUCUAGGUCGGUCAGAAGAUAUUGUUGAAAAACUGUUGAGUAAAAUUGAUUAUCGAAAAAAACUUCAAUUUCAAAUACUAGAUACCAUUGAAGGUAUCUUAAUUGACAUCUGUGAGGAAGCAAUAGAUGAGAAUAAUCUCCCACUUGCUGUAUCGUCUCUUAAAUGUAAUUUAAGUGGGAGACAUUUAGAAGCAAACUCUGAAAUGGACCCCGAGUAUGCAAAUAAGGCUAUUCUAAGACUUAUAGUUCCUAAAGAGUGUGUUGCUAUGAUUUCCAAUGAUAUGGUGGAUAUUGUUCUUCACAAUCUCACUUCUGCUAUCAUGCUUGGCACAAAUGCAAAGGCUUCUACUUCUCCAAGGUUGUCCCUAAGAUUCUCCGACUCAUUUCCCAAAGCAGAGCAUCAACAAUCUCCUGUUACAGAUUCAGUGAAUGAAGGGACAAGGGAGAGAUUUCUGCUCGCAAGAAAGGAAAGCGAUAUACAGCUGAAAUCAGCUUAUUCUGAUGAUAAUCAGACAACUGCCAAGAAAUCUGCUCCUGACCCAUGUAAGGAAAAUGCUCACUUCAUUACUAAAACUAUUUUGAAUAGAUUAAAAUCUUUUGCUACAGAAAGAAUAAAUUCGCUACCUAUUUUUGGUACUGAGACUAGAGAAAAAACAUAUGUUGGCCCAGAAUUUACAAAUUAUAAACAAGACGACAGCAUAUUUCUUGAAUCAAACCAAAUGCCAUUAGAUGUGAAUAUCCUGAAAAUAUCAACAGCUAAAACCAUUCGCAGUCAAGAGGUCACACAUUACACAUUUGCCAAUUACAGAGAAAAACAUGAACCUGCGAUUCAUAUAUCACAAGCUAGUCUUAAGGAAUAUGCUGACAUAAUUGCCAGUACCAUCUUGACACUUAUAAAAAAUGACAUAGACCUAGAAAUCCAAAAUAUAUAUACAUAUCAAAAUGAUACUUCAUUCCAAAAAAACAUCCUGGCAAGUGAAACUGUCAGCAACCUCUUAAAGAGUUUACGUGAUAAAACAUCUUUAAAGGCAAGUGGUUUUUACUCAAAGCAGGACCCUAGUCUUUUUACACAAGCAACUGUACAAAAUGAAAUGCUGCCAGGUCAAAGAAAGCUGGAAGACAACACUGAACUGUCUCUCUUUUCAGAAAACUCAGAUGAAAACCAAAUAUCAGAAGCAGAAAAUCAGAGAAGGAUUUUCAAAGAAAUAUUUAGAAAUGGAGAAUGUGGACAGGAAAACAAAACUUUGUUAAGUGCAAUUAAGGAAAUUUUAAAGAAGGUAUACCAAAAGGUUAUGGAAGACAUAGACCAUUGGCCUCCAUUUAAUGAACUCCCCCAUUUUACAUCUGAUUCUAAAAUUAAAACAUCAAUACAAAAAAAAUCCUUCCAAUCACAUAUAAGCAGUGUUGCAAAUGACAUAGUCGAAAGUGUGUUCAGAAAAAUGCUCUCAAUAAUAAUGGCAUCUUUAUAUAAAAACAGUGAAACCAGGGGAGGAUUGGAAGCAUCUAGCAGUGAAGAAUUACUGAUGAAUCCAUCAUGCUUCUGGGAAUUGAAACAAGCAGAAAAAGGAAGUGUUCCCCCUGAACCUGUGAUACCACAAGUUCAACCUCACACAGGCAUUGGAAGUGUCACCUCACUGGAAAACACCUUAUUACAAUUUUCUCCAUUGAGAGUGGGCGAGGAAUUGGCCCAAAAAGUUCUCAACAAGAUCACAGAUUUUGCUUUGCUGAAUCUAGAAGAGAGUUCAUCCCUUAAAGGUCAAUCUGAUAAAAUUCGAUAUCUGGGGCCAUGCAGUUCUAAUGCUAGCCCCAAGGGUAGCCCUGAGGCAAGUUUUAAAGCAAAUUUUAAAACAAAAUCACAAGUUACCUUUCCAGCUAAAUUUGGAACAAAACCACAGCUGGGACCCAGUGGAGCUAAAGUCAAAAACAAAACCAAGCCAAGUCCUAGAGAGAAGACUUUAAGAGGCAGCCAGUCCAAGACUGCCACUGGGCCACCAUACCUGCUAUCAAUAGGGGGUGCCAAAAAUCUCUUAGUGAGAGCAAAACUUCCCACUGAGGAGCUAAAAAUGCAUGCCAAGAAUAUAGUAAGUAAAAUUCUGGAAACAAUUGUGAAUGAAUGUCAAGAGGUGAAGCAAAACAGAGUAAUGUUAAAUGUAAACACUUUCCCUUCGGAUCAAAUUGAGACAGCAAGUGCAAUUGUUAAAGCAGUUUUGCAAGAAUUAUAUGCUACAAAGAACAAUUUGGCUGAUCCAGCCGAAGGCUCAUACUCAGAGGAUCUCAAACUUUCACAGGGGUAUUCUAGUGCGAUCUCUCUUGCGAAUCCAAAAGCCCAUUUCCCUUUGAAGAGUGUUUCUUCACAAAUAGAAAAAACCUUUCCUAAAGAAGCUAUGUUUAAAGAAAUAUUUGAUAAAUGGCAAACAGAGUCAGGUGACAUGGAUAAUGAAAAACACAAGCUACUGAUGAUAGCUGAGACUGUUUUGAAUGAAAUUUCAAUGAAAGCAAAAGAAUUAGAACAAUCUGUUUCACUUUUAAAUUUGUCACUUCUUGAGGCUUGUGAAAGCAGACACAUUAAUUUUAAAAGGCAUGCUUCUAGAGCUGAGGGUUCCCAAUCACAAAUUAAUAUAUUUGGCCAGGAAAUUGUUGAAAAACUAUUUGAAAAAUUAGAGUUGAACUUCUUGACUCAGAUGUUCACAGCAUAUAGUAAAGAAACUCUAGAAAGCAAGAAAGAAACUACUGCUGGAAGUAUAUGUUCUUCCUUAAGAACAAACAGCCUCAACGAUAUACCAGCUUAUAAUGCAAAGUCGAAAUACAACAACUUGGGGAGCUCUGGCCACCGAAUCGCUCAAGAAAUCUUGGAAGGGGUUCUGAACACCUUAGAGUCAUUUACAGACUUACAGUUUAAACAUGUCUCUACUUAUGCUUUUUCUGAAAUUGUGAGAACACCUAUCGAAAACUUUUUUGCUGUGCAACAGAAAUCAUUAAAGAAAACGAUAUUGCCCAAGUUACAAACACUGAAUAAAUUUCCUGAUGAAUCUAAAUCAAGUACGAUUUCCCAGGAAAACAUACAGAAUAUCCUUCGAAAGCUUCACUCAUUCCAUUCAGAAUUGCUUACUUAUACUGUUAAUACUGUCAACGACAUGCUUGGUGUAAUUAAGAACAAACUAGACAAAGAAAAAUGCCUAUUUGAAGAAAACAUUGGAGCAAGUCAGAUCAUCAGCACACUGGUGGACCAGUGCACUGAUUUCUAUGAGUUGAUGAUCAAAAGCCAUCCAAAGGAAAAUCUCCUUCAAGGAGCUGAAAAUGCCUGCAUUGUUAAUUGGUCCAGAUUUGCAACUGGAAUGGGAAUGUCCACUUCAAAGUCAGUGAGAGUUAGCUGCUGCAAUGAUCCUCCACAAAUCCCUGGCUUGUUGUUUUAUUCAGAGGAAGAUAUGAAAAUAAAGGACAAGCCUUCCUCAAAUACACCUACGUAUGUCAGACACUCUGUGAAAGGAAAAUACUCUCUCCCAGAAGGCACUGUCUUACAAAAACCAUCUCAGAAAUCCAGUGACUCUGCACAAUCAUCCCUAGAGCACCCCAUGUCCUUCAGAGAAAUGGAAGAAGGCAAAAAUCACAGAGCGCUUCAUUACAAGUCCCCUAAACCAGUUGUUAAGCCAAACCAAAUACAGACAACCAUUUCUCCACUCAAAAUAUGUUUGGCUGCAGAAAACAUUGUCAAUACCAUACUGUUGAGUUAUGGCCUUCCAAGUCAAACCACACACACUAAUGAAAGUACAGAAACUAUGAAGCCGUUUUUUAUAUCAAAGGAAAGGCUUUUCUCUAUAGAAGAACAGAAGGCCGAGAAAAGCUUGCUUAAAAUAUGGGAAAAAAGAAACAGCUAUGAAACCGAAGAAGAAAACAAAAGCUUUGUGGCAAAUGGAGAAGAUUCCACUUUACUGGAAAAGUGGAAAAAUAAGUACCCGAAGUUAGAGAAAGCAGCAACCCUCGAAGAGGCUGAGGUCAUUGCUUUUGCCGAUCAGGAACUGGGACCACAUGAAAUCCAUCUAGUAGCAAGAUAUGUUACUACAUCUGUGGUCACACAUUUCAAGAACUUUGAAAUCGGAGGUCCUUUUGAUGAAAAUGUGUCAGUUGUUUCCAUGCUGUUAAACAAAAAAUAUGAAUCAAAACACCCUCUAAGAAGCAUAAACAGUGAUUCUUCUCUUAAUCAAUUUUGUGAACAUCUCACUGAAUUAGUUAUUUUCUAUAUAAUUUCAAGCAUUUCUGAUUGCACCAAAGAUGAUGAAACAAAACAGAAAUCACCGGAGAGCCAAGAUGCAAAUUUUAGCAAGGUUAUUUUAGUUCAUUCCCAAGUGUUUGAGAGCCGGUCAGUUUCUAUCAGAGGACUUGCUUUGGGAAUUUCUGAAAUCAUUAUUCAAAUCCUUUUCAGUAGUGACAUUUUAAAGGCGGACGUUACACAACGAGUGGUUUCUGUGAAAACAAAAUACAGUUAUUGCCCAAAGGGACCUGUGGCUGACUUCAGCGAUCUAUUUCAGGAUCUCUUAAUAGGAGUGAUCCAUGUUCUGUCCAAAGAAUUAGGAAUAAAUCAUCACCUUGACAGCAAAGGAAAAAACAAACCACCUGCCACACUUAAAAGCCAUAGUUUACCUAUUUGCAACAAAACCAAAACAAUGAAAAGACAGAUAGGUUCCAGAGGUUGGAAAUCAGCUCCUACUCACCAAAUUAAUCAACUAGUACAGGAAAAUAAACUAAAUUCUCUAGCAUGUAACUUAGACACUCUGGUUGGCAGCCUAAGAACUCAUGAAUCCAAAGAAGUAGUCAACAAAAUUUUCAAUAUUGUUGUACAUUUGUUUUUACCAGAUGAAUGCCCAAAUUGGAACAUAGAUUCUGGUAAAAUAGCAAGAAACAUGUCCCUAUCUUCAAGUAACCAGCAAAGUCAUAGAAUUUCUAGAAAUAACCUAGGGCUCUCACCCAAAUCAGUUUUUCUUCUGAAUGUCGUGUGUGAGAAACUUGUUAGAAUACUCUUGGAAGAAUGCACAACCAACAACUUCCUUACAAAUGGUCCUCUUUCUGAUGAAAUAUCAACAGAACAUCAACUGUUCAACAUACUUCAAAUUGUAGAGGAUUAUUGCAGGGGAACAAUGGACUAUGGCUCACCAUCUGAAGGAAAUGACAUGUCAGACCUUUUGGAAAAUCUGGUAGAAAUAGAUCAAGAAUCUAUGCUUAGUAUUAUUUCCCAUAGGUUGGUAAAAUCCUUAAUGGAAAAACUGUCAUGCACUAUACAGCAACCUCCCAGAAGUCCACCUCUUACAAAAAAGCAUUUUACAUACAGGACAAGAGAGAGACCACCUAGUUUCCCAAAAGCAAAAAGGCCAGAAUUAAAAGAAUCAAGACAGGGUAAAGGCACUGUAAGAUACAGGAGUUAUAACCACAGGCCUCUGACAGGACCACUGAAUAAUCUUAGGGUGAUUAAUUCCAAAAUGCAAACCCCAUUUGGUAAGCAGUCUUCAGAAAAAUUCCCUUUUCUGCCUCCUCUUCGAAGACCAGGUAAAAAGGAAGUAAAUGCUACAGCCAUUCUUAACAUGCAGCAUCAAGGAGGCAUGAACACAGGAGUUUACUCCGCCACAUUUCUCGAGGAAGUAAUUGCAGACAUUUUUCUUAAUCUUACCACUUCACUGCAGGGCAAAAAUGUAAACAUCACUGAAGAUCGGCUCAAUGACAUGAAUAUAUUAGAUGUCACCUCUGUAGUGAAUGAGUUUAAUAAUGCUCAAGUGACUGUUUUACGGGACAUUGAGGAAAGGAGAUGCUUUCCACCAAUCUCUAAAGAAACUGUUAGUAAGAUUGUUGACUCUGUUUAUAAUGAUGUAUUGUGGGAAUAUGCAUUGCAGGUUACCUGUGGCAGUCAUGUGGCACAUGCUGCCAGAUCAAUAGCAGAACAGAUAAUUAAUGGCAUAUUGAAAGAGAGUGUAGACCACCAACUCCCAUUGUGCUUUGUAGGAAAGCUCAUGCCCAAUUCAUAUUACCCUCUCAAAGCUGAGAAUAUACUGCAGAAACUUCAAAACAACCUGAGUGAACUCAACUACCAAAGUCAACAUUCAACAGGCUAUACUACCCUGCUAUCACAUUCAUUUUUAGAAGAUGUCAUCAGAAGACUAUUAUCUCAACUCAUUCCUCCACCUAGCGAGGCUUCAUGCUUAGGAAAGAAAUACUUAAUGACUUUGGAUUUUAAUGAGAGAUCCACUUGUAUAAUAAAUAAGGUUUUGUUAGCCAUCUCAAAGCACAAGAUUUGGCUCACUAAAUAUGACUGUCAAUAUCUAUAUACAGGAAAAAACCUUCAAAAUAUGGUAGAGUCUGUUUAUAACAAUAUUUUGCAGAUGUCUGGCUCUCUUGUGUCAAUACAGAAAAGUAUAGAAAGCCAAAGCCCAAUUAUGGUUGACCGAAUGGCCAGUCUUAUUAUUCAAGAAAUUAUUGAAAGUCAUCUCCAGCCAUUUUUGUGUGGAGAAAGCUUAUCUCAUUCAGUGACUCCAUUGGAUGAAAUAUUGAAUAUGGUUGAAGAGGUCCUCAGUGAAGUCACAGUAUCACACAGACCCCAGAAGCCAUCAUUACUAGGCAGGGACUUUUAUCCUAACGCAUUUGUAGAAGACAUUGUUGCCAGACUAUUAUCAAAAGUCUUCAAUCCAAAAUAUAACACUGAGUGUGAUUUGGAUACAAUGACCAAAAAAAUAGUAAAGGCAAUAAACAACCAUUUUAACAAAGCUAAAAUCUGCAUUCUUCGUGAUGACCAAGAGCAGCCAUUCCCCACUGUAGAUAUAGACACAGUGGAUGAACUUGUCAAUUCAUUUUAUGAGAAUGUUUUGAAGCGGCAUGGGCUGGCCCCUGAGGUUGAUAAUGAAGAACUCAAAGACAGUGAUAUUUUUGCAGAAAAUAUUACCAAUUUAAUUGUAGCAGCUAUUUCUGAUUACCUUUUUCAUCCACUGUUUUCUGGGGAUUUGUCAGCUUCUUCCUGUGCUAGUUUAACAGCAGAGAAAAUUAUUCAGAAGAUCUUUAGAGGCAUCACUGAACCUACCCAGCCAAGCCAGCAUUUAUCUCCAUAUAACACCUUGCUGCCAUACAUGUUUCUAGAAGACAUGAUCAGAGUACUACUAUCUAGAAUCUUUCCUUCUGCACCUAACAUGGUUCCAUACAGUGAAACUCCAAAAGAUAGAUCAGGAAUGAAUCACAGUGAAAUCUCUUCAAAGCUUAUCAGUGAUAUUAGGAUGAAAAUUUCUCAACAUGAAAUUCGAUUUUCAAAAGAUGAAGAUGAAACCGAACCUGUUUAUUCAGAGGAUGAUACUCAGCAUCUCAUUGAUUCCAUAUGCAGAAAUAUCCUGCAAAACUCUGGGUCUCAAGAAGCAGUUGUGCACGCUAUCACAAGCAGUGACAAUGUUCUUAUUGAUAGAAUAGCAGGUUUUAUCAUUAAAAAUAUCUGUCAACAACAUCUUCAUCCAUUUGUGUAUGGAAAAUUGCCGUUUCCUUCAUCAUGUAUGUACACUGAUGAUAUGAGAAGAAGGCAAUGGUUUUUUGCCAGUGUUUACUCCUUAGCCUUUUUGGAAGAUGUUAUCUCUGGGGUUUUAAGCAAAAUAUUCCACAGGGUUUUAGGUAUUGUGCAAACAAAAGCAGUAAGAGAUUCAGAAAAAGAACUGUUGGAAACAGCUGAAGAACUCAUAUUUUUGAUAACGGAAGAAUUCUCAAAAGCUCAAGUUAGCAUCCUAGGAAAUGCUAAGGAACAAUUGUGUUUGCCACCAGUAGAUAGAGACAUAGUGAUCAAAAUUAUUGACACAGCAUAUAGCAAAGUUUUACAAGAAUAUGAACUGGAACCUAACAAGGACUUUCUCAGUGACACAAAGACACUGGCUGAGAGGAUAACUAAAAUUAUCCUGGCUGAAGUUUUUGAUUUCCAAAUUCCCCCAUAUUUCAUAGCAAAGCUGCCUUUUAAAUCAUAUUCAAAACUCAAUGCUGAUGUUUUGAUAAAGAGAGUUCAUUAUGCAAUCCAUAAAUCAAGACUCCGAAGACAGACCUGUACAACAUAUACCACUGUAUUUUCACAUACACAUUUGAAAAAAAUAGCCACUCAGGUUUUAUCUCAGGUAAGCCCAUUGAACUGCAGUGCAGAAGAUGUGAACCUUUUGCAGUCAGGCUUCAGCAACACAGUUGUGAGUCUGAUCGAUGAAAUCAUGUCAAUAAUUUCUAAGCAUGCGAUAUGCAUUACUAAACAGGGAAGUGAAAAACAAAAUGUGAUUCCAGAAAAAGAUAUUCAGGCUAUGGUCAAUGCCAUUUAUACUGACAUUUCUCAUUUAAAUCUACAUCAGUCUCUUUCAAAAAAUAAAAAAGGCAUAAGUAAUAUACCUGUUACAAAAAUAGCAAGUUAUAUAAUAAGAGAAAUAUUUAACCAUCAUCUUCAGGCAUUUUUAUCUGGAAAUAAAACUCUUCCUACAGGUACCAUAGAUCAGACUUAUCAACAGAGAGCAACAGAUCCUAAACAAAGAGAAUUAUCUUUCAUUGUGAAUUCGGCUGUCUUUUUGGAGGAAGUAAUUUCUGAGCUUUUAUGCAAAAUCCUCUAUGUAUUUUCACAUAAUGUCUUGGCUGCUGAAAACCCAUGUAAAGCAAAAGCCAAUGUUACUGACCUUGUUACACGAUUAGUAAAAUCAACUGUGCUGGAGUUCACCACAUCGCAAAUUUUAGUUGCAGAUCACUUGGAUGAAAACCUGUAUUUUUCAGAAGGAUAUAAAGAAAUGGUUAAAAAAACUGUCAACAUUAUUUAUGAAAAAAUAUUAGAUGAUUAUCAAUCUCUGGUACAUAUUUCUAGAGUUAUACAAAAUGAUGCUGUUAGUUUUGGGAAACAAAUAUAUUAUUUGCUGUUAGGAGAAAUUUAUGAUUAUCAGGUGGAGUCAUUAGUUUCAGGAGGAUUAGCAACUUCUUCCUAUUCCUCCCUCCAAGAGAAGAAAAUCAUCAGAAACGUACUCAACACCAUCAAUGAUGACAGCCUUAACUUGCCAUCAUAUGUCACUGUAUUGCCUCAUUCCCUUCUAGAAGAUAUGAUUUAUAAGCUUCUAGCACAUAUAUUCCCUUCAUCUGAGACUGAAACGGAACUAAGUGAGGAAAGGGUGCCACCAGAUAAUGAGUUUGUGAAUGCAGCUUCAAAUCUAAUUGAUGAUAUUAUAACAGAAAUUUCUAAACAUGAAAUUAGACUUGCCAAGGCAGAGGAGCAUGUGGAAAGUUUGCAGUCAGGGGCAAUUGAUAACACUGUUGACUCCAUCUGUAACAAUAUUAUGAAAAGAAUUAAGUUUGAAGAUGAAGCACAGAAAGAUACAUGCAAAAAGGGAGAUUCAUUCCUCAGCAGAAUAGCUGGUUUCAUUAUGAAGGAAAUUGUGGACUACCAUCUGCAGCCAUUUUUAUGUGAUGAAGAAUCAUCUCCCAGUGGCUUACUCGAAAAUGACCAAGUCAUUGAACUCCUGAAUCCCAUUAAAGAAAAAAUACAGUCCUUCCCACAGGCCUCCGUGUACUCUGCUACAUUUUUGGAAGACGUUGUAAUUAACCUUGUUCACAAAUUUUAUUCUCUACCAAGUACUGCUGAAAAUCCUAAGGACAAAGAGCUAUCAGAAGGAGAUCUCAAGAGCCCAGCUAUAAAAUUUGCAAAUGCCCUGAUAGGGGAAUUUAGGAAAAGUGAUAUUAAAGUUCUAGCAAAUGCUGAAAAAAUGUUUUCAUUUCCACCAAUAGAUAAAGAAACAGUCGAUAAAAUAUCUGAUUCUGUGUAUGAUGAGGUCAUAGAAAUAUAUGGAUCUAAAAAUGUUCAGAAACAUGAUGGAUAUAACAUUGUUAUAGAGGUGAUUGCUGCUUUGGCCAAGAAGGCAAUCUCUGCUUUCCAGAUUCAACCACUUUUUUCGGGAGGCUGGAUUUCCACCUUCUUUUCAUUCCUAGAUGUGGAUAGCAUCAUCCAAAGAGUUCAACACCUACCAUCUAAAACCUUUACAAAGAUUACCAGAAGCUUGAAGGAGAACACAGUGUCUUCCCUAGAACAAUUACCUACACUUAUUCCUCUAACCUCAGGCCUAAAAGACAAAAUGGACACUUUGGAAAUAGAUAGAAGAACACUUAAUGGAAAAGAAAACUUCAAAAAGGAGGAGACAUUAGUGAAAACAGGCAGCCUCCAUGAGCCAAUAUGUACCAAUAUAAGUAGCAUUAUAAAGAGCAAAGUAACUACCCUAGCAUCAGAGUCAGUUGGAGGCUUGUCCAAGAAAAAGAAAGAGGAUGAAAAGAAAAAGGAAAGUUCAAUUGGAAAAGAUAAUGAGAAGGUAUCAAAAGUUACUUCCCCAGCAACUAGCGUGGAAAGUAAAGAUAUUCAGGGGCCAGAUUUGGGUGGAGCACUUACAAAAAAUGAAAUCAAGAAAGACCGUUUGGCUAGAAAAGAUAAGAAAGGGCAAGCUGAUGAGGUAUACCAACAUCUUUCACCAGCUACCAAUGAUACAGAAAACAAGAAGGUUGUCCUGGAACCAGAUUUUAAAAUAGAUGAUAAGAAGGAGAGUAACAAGAAGAAACGUGCAUUAGGGAAAGGGGAUAAACCCUUUGAAUUACCAUCUCUGAUAUCCAAGGUGAGAAAUAGAGAGAGCCAGACGUGGAGAGAUUCUCUGGCCUACAAGGUUACAGAUGACAGACAGAUCUUGCAUCUUAAACAUGCCCAAAAUGUCACUGAAAUCAUUUACAGAAAUGUUUUAGAAAUAACUUCUUUGCAAGGACCAGUAGAUGAUUCAAAAUCCCCAGAUCCCCUAGGUGAUAAAGCAGCAUAUGUAACUCAAGCGGAUGCCAAGGAUUUUGCACAGCCUGCUUCAAUGAAUUCAACUAAACAAAAUGCUCCUGCAAAAGAGGAAGAGAAUGAGAAAAGUAAAGGGAUUACAAGUAAACCUAGUAAACAGGACAAUUCUCAGGACCCACCAGAAAAUAAGCCAGUUAUUUUCCCUAACUUUUUAGAAGAUGUUGUCUCUGAAAUAGUUAACAAAUUGAUUUUUUCUUCCUCAUCAGAUAUAGAUGAUACAUGCCAAAAUGUAACCAAAGAUGGAAAUCAAGCUGAUCUCUAUGACAUGGCUAUGAAACUGAUUGAUUCUUUGUUAAAGGUGUUUUCAGAUGCUCAAAUUAAAGUAUUAAACCCAGAUCAAGGAAGUAAGUUCUUCCCAUCUGAAGAUACAGUUUCAUUAGUUCAUAAAGUACCUCUCAGGCAAAAAGAACUAUAUGUGGAUAAAACUCCUCCCAAGAAAAAAAUAAUUGUGGAUAAUAUACCAGUCAUGCAUAAAAAUGCACCUGCCACUAAAAUACCUUCUUCAGAUAAGGCUAAAACACCAUCAAUGGAUAAAAUGUUGGUCAAUAAGAUUGUUCACUCCUCUAUAUGCAAUAUUUUGCAGGAAUAUCAAUCUCGAGACUUGAUUUGUGAGGACAUAAAUAGUAAUGUUGAAAAACUAGCAAGAAGGCUAGCUAAUGCAGUAAUAGAAGGAAUUUUUCAGCAUCGGCUAAACUUGCUACUUUAUGAUGAGGUUCCAGAUUCAGUAUGUUUACCUCUAGAAUCUAAGGAGGUUAUGAAAAAGGUCCAGAAGGUGGCUCAGACAGCCUGCAAAGAAUGUCAGACAUCAUCGCCAUAUACGGUAAUGCUGCCUCAUGAAUUUUUAGAAAGGAUAAUUUCUUCUCUUCUAUCAAAAGUUUUCUCAGUAGUAGCCAAUGCUAAAGCAGAAAUAUCUGAGGAUAAUUUGUACACAGAAUUGGAUUUCCUUCAAAUGAAGUUAGCAAGUACAGUUAUAACAGAGAUCUCCAAAGAUGAAGAUAUGAUGAUCCAAUUUGUAGACUCCUUAUGUCCUAAUGAUGAUGAAAUUAUUCAAUUAGUGGUUCAGACUAUUUAUAAUAAUCUCUUGCCACAAUUUGGAUCUCAGGAGAGCAUACAAAAGUGUCUCAGCAGUGGUUGCAAAAUCCUUUCAGAAGCCAUAGUUAAUUUAGUAGUACAGGAAGUGACUGGAAAUCAGUUACAGAACUAUUUUUCUGGAGAACUAACACCAAAUCAGUGUACAGAAGUUGACUGCGUUGUUGAAAAUGUCCUUAAAGAUAUUAUCCAGCCCACUAAAGUUCUCCAGCCUCGGCCAUCACGGGCUUACAAACUGCCUUUUAACAUAAUAGAAGAAAUUGCUGUAAAUUUUUUGUCAAAGCUUUUAUCUAUGUUUCCAAAAGCGGUUAAGAAGCAAAAUAAUUCCCUAUAUGCUGAAAUGCAAAAAAUAACCUCAAAAAUCUUAAGUUCAUUCCAAGAAUAUAUCUCUAAAAGUCAGAUUAUAGUAGUACCCCAGGUCAAAGAAUCAUCCACUGUAUCUUUAGCAGACAGUGCAACUAUUGAAAAAGUAGUUACUUCUGUUUAUAACAUUGUUUUAAAGCACUCCGGAUCUCAUAUUUCAGUAUAUAAAGAUUUAAUGGGUAAGAGCAGUGUCCUCUCAGAUAUAAUAGGGUAUUUAAUGGUGAGGGAAAUUUCCAAUUCAGAAUUUCAUCCUCAAGUAGAGGAAGAAACAUCAAGUUCAGAGUUAGUUCUGGAAGCUGUCAAAAUUAUGGAAAAGGUGGUUAAGAUUAUUGAUGACCUUAGGUCGAAGAAAAAGCCUUCAUCCAAAAAAGAGGCUGUAAUAGAUGCCAGAUUUUUAGAAGAAACACUUGCCUUGUUUUUGGCUAAACUAGUAAAGUUUCCAAGUGCCUCAAGUGGAGAUCCUAAAAACUUAUCAAAGCCUGAGUUAAAUAAAAUUGCAUCUCAAUUGACAAAAUCCGUGACAGCUGAGAUUUCCAGAAAAAACAUUAGUAUUAUAGCUGGUAAUCCUGAAGAAAACUUUUUAAAUCCAGAAAAUAUGGAAAUUAUUUCUCAGAUGGUCGAUUCUGUGUAUAAUCAUGUACUACAACAAUCUGGAACACAUGAAGAACUUUAUUAUGAUAUGAAAGGUACAAACCACAUCUUUCCUAAAGAGGUGGCUUCUUUCAUUAUCAUGAAAGUUUCUAAUUGUGCAUUAGAAACAAUUAGCCCAAAAGCUUCAUGUGCUAAUCUCUUUGGUGAUCUGGAUGUUGGUCGAAUUGUUGAAAAGGUGCAGGAGCAUGUGUUGAGAACUGAACCUGAGCCAGAGCCAAAAGGGUUCCAUCAAGAGUUAAGGGAAGAAGAGCUUUCAGUUAGGAUAAUUCCUCACCGUGGGAAACAGCCAAUCAAUAUUGAUCCAGACAUUGUUGCAGAACACUUAGGGGUCCUUUCUAUAAAAACACAAUCGAUUGAGAAGCUGCAGAGGGAGUGCUUAGCUAGAACUGGACAUAGCAUCGAAACACUGAGAAGAGUGUCAAUAAGUGGGAGAAGUUACUCAACUGAUGCACCUUAUUCGAGAAAGAAAGAAAGACGAGUCUCUUUGGAUCAGGCAGGACGACUGGAUGUGAAGCCAUUAGAGACUGCUAGCAGAAAUUCAUUUCAGAGUUUAAUAAAACCUGACAUAACCAAAGUAGAGCUUUUAAAAGAUGUCCAAACCAAAAAAGACCUCAUCAUCCGGUUGGUAACUCAUGAUAUUAAUCAAGAAGUUUUAGAAAAGAAAGCAGAAGAAAUUUUAACUUCUGAUGAAGAUGAAGUUGUUUUAGGAGAGAUUGUAAAAGAAUUACCAGAAGGCCCACUUGAAGAUCAAGUAAAAGAAGAUGUGAAGCCCACUGCAAGCACACUGGCUUUCCCCAAGCCUCUGGUGAGCAAGAGCAAUCUGAAAAAAUUUCUGUCACUAGGAAAAUGUUGUCAGCCCAAAGCCAGUGUAACAACAAUUACUGAGGCAUCACCAAUUCAACAGAUAAAAUCUGAACAGACACAGUUAAGAACUGUUUCUAAUGAUUUAACUACCUCAGCAUUCUUGACCAAAACAAACUCUUCCUCUUGGGAGACAAAGACACAACUGAGUGGAAUAGAAAUGAAAUCUAGCACUGAACCAACACAUUACUUCAUACACAGAGUUAUGAGUUCAUCCUCAUACAAUGAAGAGGAUCUCCCUUCAUUUUCUAGUGGCAAUGAAGAGCAUCCCUCAGAUCCAAGUGCCAAAAUUACAGAAGGAAGUUUUGACUGUCUGGGUCUGGAGAAAUCAAGCAGUGUUAAGUUUGUCACCCUCUAUCAACGCGAAAGUGCCCUGGCCAGCCUAUAUUCUUCAAAUGAUGGCAUUUCAGACUCUGAUAAGCCCAAUACAUCCAAACAGGGGUCUGAAAUGAUGAGGAAUCUGUCCAAAAUGUCAUCAGCUCUGUCCAAAAUGUUUUCAAGAUCUGCUCAUGUUCCCAAGUCUUCCUCACCCUCACCCCCUCAUGGAGAUAGAAGCUGAGGCUGCUACACCUGACAUCAAUAAGCAUGUUGACCUUCCUCAAAAAAUAAAUGGUUUUUGAAAUAUGA